Molecule: messenger RNA, 892 nt
Organism: Pyricularia grisea
Lineage: Eukaryota; Fungi; Ascomycota; Sordariomycetes; Magnaporthales; Pyriculariaceae
Exons: 3
Coding region: 122-610 (162 amino acids)
Biological process (GO): positive regulation of transcription initiation by RNA polymerase II
Cellular component (GO): transcription regulator complex; nucleus
Molecular function (GO): DNA binding; transcription coactivator activity
Source: RefSeq, a predicted model, not a curated record
CCAACCCAACCCAACCCAAAUCUCUAGCGAGGAAAUCUCUCAAUAAAUUCUCCCCAAGUACUUAGUUUUGCGACGUGAAAUCAACGACCUCAAUUCACAAUUCACACAUAUCAAGCCCAUCAUGCCCCCAAAAGUAUCAAGUAAGAAACGUGCUCGCGACGAAGAGGCGCAGUCCAGCGGCAGCGAGGCCGAGACAAGACCGGCACCAGUGAAGAAAGCCAAGUCAAAAGGUAGCAACUCUAGUGGCUCUCAGGUCGAUGCAGAGGGUAAUCCUUUCUGGGAGAUUGCCGACAAGCGCCGAGUUGGCAUCUCACAGUUCAGAAAGACGGAUUUCAUCAACAUCCGCGAGUACUACGAGGCUGGCGGUGAAAUGAAACCUGGCAAGAAGGGAAUCGGACUGACGGUGGAUCAGUAUACCGCUCUCUUAAAAGCUAUCCCUGCCAUCAACGCCGAGUUGCGCAGCAGGGGUCACGACAUCACUGAUGACUCCGAUGGCGGUGGUGCCCCGGUUGUCGCAAAGCCUGAAGUCAAGUCUAAGAAGUCGACCAAGAAGCAGGAGAAGAAGGCCAACAUCGAGGCGACAAGCGACGAGGGUUCCGGUUCCGAUUGAGUUGCCAGCUUUUCGGUCCGAUAGCUUUGAUCAACCCCCAGUUGCUUAGCCCUGGGGCAUUUCACAUCCUUAUGAUCUUUGACUUUGCUGUACUAAAGGAUAAAGACUUCGUUUUCACAGACUGAUGAAGAUACGAAACUUGGCAUGACCAACGGAUGGCGUUGACUACAAAGGUGCACGGUACUUUGGUUCUCGCGGGGCUUUUGUAAAUAAAAAGUCGUCUCACACCAGUCACUGCAACCUUUAAUCCCGUUUCAAAACGCGAAGAAAGCCUUUUUAACA